Molecule: messenger RNA, 1929 nt
Organism: Cryptococcus wingfieldii CBS 7118
Lineage: Eukaryota; Fungi; Basidiomycota; Tremellomycetes; Tremellales; Cryptococcaceae
Exons: 5
Coding region: 1-1929 (642 amino acids)
Biological process (GO): mitotic sister chromatid cohesion; synaptonemal complex assembly; replication-born double-strand break repair via sister chromatid exchange
Cellular component (GO): synaptonemal complex; cohesin complex
Molecular function (GO): chromatin binding; protein binding
Source: RefSeq, a predicted model, not a curated record
AUGAUCUUGAACGAACUCAUCAAGUCGGGGCCGCUGGCCAAGGUGUGGCUUUCCGCCCAUCAGGAACGCAAAUUGAGCAAGACUCAGGCGCUGGGCGUCGAUGUAGGAGAAAGUGUUGAGGCAAUCUUGGAGCAGGAUGCAGAGCUCCCUCUGCGUUCCUCAGGGCCGUUGAUGUUGGGUGUUGUGCGAAUCUAUUCGCGCAAAGUAGGCUAUCUCUUUGACGAUUGCAAGGAAGCGCGAGAGCGUAUCAGUCUUGCCUUCCGACCUGGUGUCGUUGACCUUCCCGAGCACCAAGUCCUUGCCUCCCACAACGCCAUCACCAUGUCUGGACGUGGGGAUUUCGACUUCAACGACUGGUCAUGGGAUUCUACCGGCGUGAUUCUUCCCCCUGAAACCUCACAGGCCGUCCCCGCCAUCAGUGCCAGAAAUCCAGAAUUCGGUGGUUUCGGUUAUGGUGCCCCUCGACCAUCGUCGGUCUUUGGUGGUUCUGUCACCACGCAGUCUAGACAAGGAUCCUACGACGAAUCGUCCAGUCAAAUGGGGUCAAACGAUUUUUCUGGCGUAGACCUCGGGCUGGGCGACUUUGAUGGCAACGACACUAUAGAAUACGGACGUGACAGAAUGUCGUCCCUCGGCAGGGAAGGUAGUGCCUUCGGUAUGGGCAGGGGUCUGUCCCGGGGCAGGAGUGGCUCGGCGCGAUCCGAAAUCGAUUAUACGGGCAUAGGAGAUGAUAUGCCUCUGGCUCCAAUGGAUGAUUAUGACCCAAUGGCCGUUGAUGGGGGCUACGAACCUAUGGAUUUGGAGCUGAAUUUCGAUCAAGAGCAAGAGCCAGAGAGGGUCGCGAGAGCUUCUACUGAGGCUUUGACUCCGCCGCCUGCUACCCCUGCCGCGGCCGACAAUGAUCUCACCCCCCGUACCGCUGCCCAGAUUGCCGCUCGCCCCGCUCCUAUCGCUAAGCCGGUUAAACGCCCCCGCCUUUUGAUGCCUGACGAAGCUCUCGAAAUUGAUCAAACGCAUCAAGACCGCGCUUCUAUCCUGCGCCCCGAGAACUACAUCCCCGCCAAUCCGGAAUUUGCGCAAAUGAAAGAUAUAUUUGCCGACCCUUCUGCCCACUUCCUGCCUGUUUUCAAGGUCGGCGGCGAGAACUGGACGGCUGUGGCCCCUCUAGGUGCCGUGGAUGAUAUCAUUGAGCUCUUUUCAUUCCCCAACAAUGUCCUGCGCAGGGGGCGGGCCCUUGACGAGCCCGACGACGAGCAGCUCGCCAAGAAAGCACGAAUCGAAGCACAAGACGAGGCCGCCCAGAGGGGUGACGAGCCAGCCGAUAUUGAUACGGACGAUGUCGAGGUCGUUAGGAGACGCGACUUCCGGGUGGGUGUUGACCCCGGAGAUGACCAUGCCGCUCCUUUCGUCGCAGACGAUUACGAUAUGAGCUUUGACGUCGAUCCUAUGGACGGUGACAUGCCCGCCAUGAGUCCCCUCGGCUAUCGUGCCUCUCGAGCACCUUCUCUGGCCCUCUCUCGUGCCGAGAGCAUUGCUCACGAGAUCCAAUAUGGAGUCGAUUCAGGUGACUUUACGCUGGCCAUGUUUGAUUCCCGCCACGCGGCCGGAAGUCAGCUGAGCCAAACCACUUCGCCCGGUGGGGUGGGAGAUGGAUCACUAGGAGCGCCUCAGGGGAGAAACUCGAGCAUGGCGAUGGGUCUUUUGCGAAAGGAGAUCAGCGCGAUCGAUGAGGGUGAGAAGGAGGUUUCUUUUGAGAAGCUAGCCAACAAUGCGACCAAACGGGCUGCCUCGGCUUUCUUUUUCGAGAUGCUGUCCCUCGGGACGCGAGACUGCGUUAAACUCGAGCAACCAGAGCCUUUCGGAGAUAUCAAAAUUUCUGGUAAGGACAAGCUAUGGCCAGCUUCCUCACAGAUUCCCUCUGAGGCUUGA